AUGACGCCACCCCUCCUGUCGAAACCCAAAACUAACGAACCUUUGCAGCUUUAUAUCGCCGUCAGCGCUGUGGCUGUCAGCGCAGUCCUGACGAGAGAAGACGACGAAGCUGGGCAGCUCCCGGUUUACUAUGUAAGUAAAACCCUACUCCCAGCCGAGGUAAGAUAUACGUCCCUAGAAAAAUUAUCCCUCGCUUUAAUCACUGCUGUUAAAAAGCUAAGGCAUUAUUUUGAAACCCACCACGUAGUGGUGAUGACUAAUUAUCCGCUUAAGUCUGUUUUAAGAAAACCAGAUCUGACAGGAUGUCUGGGCAAGUGGAGCAUUUCCUUGAGCACGAUGGACAUCGAGUACCAACCCAGAAAAGCAAUAAAAUCCCAAGCCCUGGCAGAUUUUGUGGCUGACUUCAACCCCGACUUACAGGCCAUAGCUGACAAAGAGGUAGAGGAAAUCAACAACGUGCGGAGCGAAAGCAAGUGGAUCUUGUUCGUCGAUGGCUCGUCCAACCAACGAGGAGCUGGCCUGGGAAUGGUGCUUAAGUCACCACAAGGGGACAUGAUAGUAAGGUCUAUAUCUUGUGAUUUUAAAGCAACUAACAAUGAAGCAGAGUAUGAAGCUUUGAUUGCAGGAAUGGCAGUCGCAAAAGACUUAGGUGCCACAGCCUUGGAUGUAUACAGUGACUCCCUCCUCGUCGUCAGCCAGAUAACAGGUGACUUCGCAGCAAAAGAUUCCGAAAUGACAGCAUACCUCGACAUAGCCAAAGAAAAAGCCAAACAUUUCGAACCUUUCACCAUCUCGCAAAUCCCAAGAAAUCAAAAUGCCCAAGCCGACGCACUGGCAAACCUAGCCUCCGCCCUCAAAAAGACCACUUUCACAAACAUCCCCUUAGUCCAUUUGCAAAAGCCAUUUGUAUCCUUCAAAGAAAUCCUACUAGUCGACGACAUCAAUAAUGACGACGACUGGACCAAACCCAUCAUAGACUACUUGACCAAAGACAUCCUUCUAAAUGACAAGGCAGAAUCACGAAAACUUAAAUACAAAGCCUCCGGAUACCACAUCAUUGACGGAGUCCUGUUCCACAAAUCAGCGUCGGGGUUAUCCCAAAGAUGCAUCCAAAAACAUGAACAACAAUCCAUCUUUAGCCACUUGCACGAUGGGAUAUGCAGUAGUCACGUCGGGGGGAGAAGAUUAGCCAAAAUCGCAAAAUGA
Messenger RNA from Chenopodium quinoa (quinoa), 1206 nucleotides. RefSeq lists its product as uncharacterized. Bases 1 to 1206 code for a protein of 401 amino acids. The record is from RefSeq and is a predicted model, not a curated record. Lineage: Eukaryota; Viridiplantae; Streptophyta; Magnoliopsida; Caryophyllales; Amaranthaceae. Gene Ontology annotation, molecular function: RNA-DNA hybrid ribonuclease activity; nucleic acid binding. The transcript has a single exon.